CAGUCACCUGCCGCGCUCUCCGGCCGUGCCGGUGCGGCGGUGCCGGCGCGAUGGAGGGCGAGGCGGGCGAGGCGCUCAGCGGGGCGCAGCUCAUCGCACAGGCCCUCCGGCAGCAGAAUAUUGAAUACAUGUUUGGCAUUGUUGGUAUUCCUGUCACUGAAAUUGCAAUUGCAGCCCAGGCAGCUGGAAUAAAAUAUGUGGGAAUGAGAAAUGAACAAGCUGCCUGUUAUGCUGCAUCUGCUGUUGGAUAUUUGACUGGCAGACCAGGAGUAUGUCUUGUAGUGUCCGGUCCAGGUUUUUUACAUGCCCUCGGUGGGAUGGCAAAUGCAACCAUUAACUGCUGGCCUUUGAUUGUUAUCGGAGGUUCUUCUGACAGAAAUCAGGAAACCAUGGGAGCUUUCCAAGAAUUCCCACAGGUUGAAGCUGGUAGGCUGUACAACAAACUCUCUGUCCGCCCAAGCAGCCUGGAAGUUAUUCCUGCUGUUAUUGAAAAGGCUGUAAGAACCAGCAUGUAUGGUCGUCCAGGUUCCUGCUAUAUUGACAUACCCGGGGACUUUGUGAAUCUUCAGGUGAAUAAGAGCUCUGUCAAGUAUGUGGAAUGCUGCCUACCACCUCCCAUCAGCAUGGCUGAACACUCUGCUGUGUCCAAAGCAGCCUCUAUCCUUGCUCUUUCCAAGCAGCCUCUGCUAAUCAUUGGCAAAGGUGCUGCUUAUUCACAUGCUGAAAACAACAUCAGAAAGUUGGUGGACCUUUGUGGACUGCCUUUUUUGCCUACGCCAAUGGCAAAAGGAGUAGUUCCUGAUGACCAUCCAAAUUGUGUAGCUGCAGCAAGAUCCACGGCAUUACAACAUGCUGAUGUAAUCAUCUUGCUUGGUGCAAGGUUGAAUUGGAUUUUGCAUUUUGGUCUUCCACCAAGGUUUCGACAGGAUGUAAAGGUUAUCCAGAUCGAUAUUUGUGCAGAAGAGCUGGGGAAUAAUGUAAGGCCUGCUGCAAUUUUAUCAGGUGACAUAAACGCCGUGACUAAGCAGCUCUUAGAAGAAUUCAGCAAAAGAUCAUUCAAAUAUCCUUCUAAUUCAGAGUGGUGGAAGAGGCUAAGAGUGAAAAUGAAGAACAACGAGGAAAGAUCAAAGGAAUUAGCAUUACGGAAAUCCCUGCCUAUGAAUUAUUACACAGUCUUUCAUCACAUCAGAGAACUGAUACCCAAGGACUGCAUUUUAGUAAGUGAGGGAGCAAACACCAUGGACAUUGGACGGACUAUGCUUCCAAAUUGUUAUCCCCGUCAAAGGCUUGAUGCAGGUACUUUUGGAACAAUGGGAGUGGGGCUGGGCUUUGCUAUAGCAGCUGCAAUGGUAGCCAAAGACCGAGCACCUGGAAAGAGAGUCGUCUGCAUAGAAGGAGACAGUGCUUUCGGAUUUUCUGGCAUGGAGGUGGAGACUAUUUGCAGGUACAACUUGCCAAUCCUGAUUAUUGUAGUAAACAACAAUGGGAUUUACACUGGUUUGGAUGCAAAUUCCUGGAAGGAGAUGUUAAAGUUGGGCAAUCCUGCUACAUGUGUACCUCCUGUUUCUCUCCUGCCAAAUUCACACUAUGAGGAAAUUAUGUCUACCUUUGGAGGUAAAGGAUACUUUGUUAAAACACCAGAAGAACUGCAGAAUGCUCUGAAAGCAAGCUUGACUGACAAGGAAACACCUUCUCUUAUAAAUGUAAUGAUUGAUCCACAAUCCGAGAGAAAGAAACAGGAAUUUCCCUGGCUGACUCGUUCUAACCUGUAGUAGAAGAGGAAGAUGAUGGUGGUGCAAGGCAGUAUGUUAAACAAAACUGAAUUGGUUUCUGGAAGUGGAACUGAUACAACUGUAUUUUACAUAGGCAUUGGAACGAAGUGGGAUUUAGAACUGCUAUAAGAGGAAUCUUUAAACGCUAAAAUGAGCUAAUUGUGUAAUGAGAAAGACACAUAUGAAUGUAUAACAGGCCUUCUAGCAGAUUGUGCAGAAACACUGAUGAUAAAAUUACAGUUUUUCUUUUACUCAGAGUAAUUCCCAUCAUUUGUGAAUUAAAAUCUUGGAUGUUCUGGAUGAACAGAAUAAGCUGAGGGUUUUAUGCUGACACUGAAACAUGGAAGUCUUUGACAGUCUGCAACUAUAGUAGCUUCAUUUUUAACCAACCACCAACAUGAUACUUGUUAGAGACUUUGUCCUCUAAGGACCCAAAAAAAAGCAUCUUCUUAUGCAAAAGUCUUGUUUACUCUCAUUAUGUGUCAAAGCCCAUUGCAUUGAUAGUAUUAAAAAAAAAAAACCACACUACUACCACCAUCAAAACAACAACAACAAAACAAAAAAGCACCAAAAAAGUCCCCAAAACAAAAUUUUAAAAAAUUCUUCACCAGAGCAACAACAACAACAAAGUGUUAGACUGAACCAUAAUGUUCAUUUUGGCUGGCAUCACAAAGCAACCACCAGUGGUCGUGCUACAGCUGGCUAACUAUGCAAUAAAGGUUCUUCAUGUCAUUUUCUUACUGUAUAGAAACCCAGUGUCCAUCUUACACUGACUGUGCUGCAGAGGCAACAUUUGAAGCAGAUAACUGGCCUACCUGUGGCUCUGUCUACUGUGUUUUCAUCCGUUGUGGCAUCUGGCAAUCUGACUUGUACUUUAAAAGUGAAGUAGUUCUUUCUCCAUGCCUCUAUCAUGACCUACAGCAACUGAUAGUCAGGGUACUACUAAGCACUUAUAUUUACACCGUUCUUAAAUGCACUGGGAGGUUUUUCAUUGUUACAUAUGCAAAAGGGAAAAUUUUGUCUCUGAUUUGGGUUUUGAUUGCCUUGGUUUUCAGUUAUUCCAUUGACAGUAAGUGUUAGUUAACUAGUGGAAGGCACUUGGAUGACCCAAGGAAGAAGAGGACUGGGCUGGCAGGGGGUCACUGCCUCCAUAUAGGUUUGUUGCAAAGGCUUGGUUUGUUGGUUCUUGCACUUCAGUCUGGGUCUGGCACAAGGCCAUGGAUUACUGUUAGGCAGGAAUGUCUCUGCACACUGGUACAGGAAGCUAAUACCUGACAUGAGCAAGAGUACCACGGUCUGACCUGAGGUACCACUGCCUGUUACUUGUGUGGGAAUUGGGAAUAGCCACGUGGCACUAAGAAUGCUGGAGUCAAGAAAGGAAUAUCCUUAGGAAGGGCAAAGAAGUGCAAAAGGAUAAAAUCCCAGAAUGGAUAUAGCUCACAAAUGUAAGGCUGCUGAGAUGCAGAGUUGCUGUGUUCUCCGGGGUGCUCUGCAAGGAAUGUGGAACAGCGUUGGAUCUUGUCAUUAAUUUUGUUUCAUUCUUAUUUUUGUCUCUCAAAUUGAUUUUGAUAUGUUGCAGUGAUUAAACACAAUCUAUUAUGAUGGUGUAAGGUGUUUGUAAGAGUUAAUGCUGGAACUGAUCACAGGGGAGAUAAUUUGCAUUGGAUAAGCAAAUGCAUAAAUUCUUGUUUUAUACUUGAAAAUUAAUAAAAAGUGAUUUUCAUGCUGUUUC
This is a messenger RNA of Myiozetetes cayanensis, 3504 nucleotides long. RefSeq names its product 2-hydroxyacyl-CoA lyase 1 (gene HACL1). Gene Ontology annotation, molecular function: thiamine pyrophosphate binding; magnesium ion binding; catalytic activity. The transcript has 17 exons. Gene Ontology annotation, biological process: fatty acid alpha-oxidation. The record is from RefSeq and is a predicted model, not a curated record. Gene Ontology annotation, cellular component: peroxisome. Bases 51 to 1772 code for a protein of 573 amino acids. NCBI's taxonomy places the organism in Eukaryota, Metazoa, Chordata, Aves, Passeriformes, Tyrannidae.